Medicago truncatula (barrel medic) is the source of this 582-nucleotide messenger RNA. Its product is annotated as secreted RxLR effector protein 161-like. Lineage: Eukaryota; Viridiplantae; Streptophyta; Magnoliopsida; Fabales; Fabaceae. The record is from RefSeq and is a predicted model, not a curated record. Bases 1 to 582 code for a protein of 193 amino acids. The transcript has a single exon.
AUGGUGAAACCUACCACCUCACACCUAGUUGCAGCAAAGAGGAUUUUGAGAUAUGUGAAGGGUACUAGCAAUUAUGGUAUCCAGUACUCUAAGAAUCCGAGUGGUGAACUAGUAGGGUACUCAGACUCUGAUUGGAGUGGAGAUAAAGAUGACAGGAAAAACAAUGCUGCUUAUGUGUUCAUGAUUGGAAAUGCAGCCUUUUCAUGGAGUUCUAAGAAGGAAUCAGUAGUUGCACUAUCUUCAUGUGAAGCAGAGUACAUUGCAACUUCCAUGACAGCAUGUCAAGCUAAAUGGAUCAACAUGUUACUGAUGGAAUUGCAAUUGGUGAAGGAUGAGAAGAUGGAACUCAGAAUUGAUAGCAAAUCUACUAUAGGCUUGGCAAAACAUCCAGUAGCACAUGGUAGGAGCAAGCAUAUUGAAACCAGAUUCCAUUUUCUAAGAGACCAGUGGAACAAUGGAAAGUUUGAAGUAAAGCACUGCAAAACAGAUGAACAGAUAGCAGACAUGCUCACAAAGCCAUUGAAGCUAAGCAGCUUUGAUUACUUGAAGAAGAAGUUAGGAAUGGCUGAAGCAUCUAACUAA